GUCGCCGCUAAUUACGCCAGCGGCCAUCUGAAGUAGUCCACAGUUUGGAGAGAAAGACGUCUUCAGGAAGAGCCGAAGGCUAUCAAGUUUGUGUUUACUUCCAAUUUGCAGACAGCAAUUACAAUUUACAUCAGUAGUUGAAGUAAAGGAAAGGAUUUUUAUUGUUCAUUUUUGACACACGCACGACAAUUUGUAUGCUUUCUGUACACUAGCAAAAAAACCCUUCAAGAUAGAUAACUUGAUUGUACCUUGUACUUAAAACCCAAGAAAGACCAUUUCAGAGCUACAGACACGAGCGCGACAAAGUAAGUUACUUGAAUCAUUCCAGUUUGUUGGAGCACACCGUUCAAUAUUUAGUGCGAAAUAGACCCAGGCAAUUUUUCCAAGUCAUUAGUGUUGACUCCAAUCGAUGCCCUCCCACAUGACUGAAUUAUGUUUCUUCGUCAAAAUAUCCUUAUCGCUGUUAUUUUAGUAAAAUCCAGACAUUUCAUCUUAAGCUGACACGCAACGAAACAAAGUGUAUAUAUACGAAAGCAAGAAAAGAGAAAAGCAAGUUGGCAGGAAGACCACUUUUUAAUUUUACUUAUAAAAACAAUUAUUAACUUCCGAGCUAACUUCUGACCUAAAAAAAUAGCGACCUCAUGCAUCUCAUGAAAAUACCGCCAACUCUUGAAAGAUAUUUUGUUAUUCGCUAGUAGCCAGUUUUAAAACAAAAAAAUAACUUUUUUAUAACGGUUAUUACUCGGAUCUAACUUCCUGCUCCUGCUAAAGAAUAUCCUAAAACCACAUAAGUUUUGGUCAAUUAAUAUUUGGACCACGAAAACGAAACGGUCGCGGGGAAGCGCGCUUUAAUUCAGUUGCCCCAAGCAUAUAUGUUAUUACUACAAAAUAUAUAGGGAACAAAUUAAACUGAAAUGAAGCAAAUUGAAUCUUUUGAACUUUGAAAACAAUUUUUGAAAAAUCAGUAUUAAGGCGGCAUCGUCUGUACCCUGAAGAUAUUUUGAUAGGAGGGGAUCUUCACGCCGUCUUUAUAAAUCAAGAUUUCGAUAUCGCCAGCUCAAAUCUAUCAAACUUUGCAGGGUUAGAUCGGUAACUUGUCGUACUAUUUAAUAAGGCCUCGGACUGUUUUGUUUCGGCCUCUAAUACUUGUAUCUAUAUUUUGUUAUCGCAGAAAACCUAUUUUUCCACGAGCUGUCUCAGAGGAGUCAUUUUCCAUCAAACGUUCACCUGCUUUUAAGUGUUCUGUUGCGGCCUAAUUUCCGAUAAUUUCAUAUACUUUAUCGAGAUUGAUAAAUUUUUGAAUGACAAGUUGACAAAGCAAGACAAAAGUCGGUCGCGGUUACUUUAAAACAUUGAAACGAAUAUGCAGCAGGAAACAGAAUGUGAUUGAUUGAUCAAGAAAGGUAUAAAACUGACGAAACAACAAAACAGAAGACUGAUAAAACGACGGAACCCAGACAGAAGUCUCCUGUGGGUCGAGCAGAAGACAUGGAUUUCAACGCCACAAACUCAACGCUGUCUAAUGCUACAAAAUCGUCUUCGCUUUUGAAAGGCAGCUGGCAUAUGCAUCGUGAGUUCAUUUACAAAGUUUACUUGACGAGAGGUAUACUCGACAUUUCAAUGGCGUUGAUCACAGCUUUUUCCAACGGUCUCGUGAUUUUCCUGUUUCUGAAAGAUCCAAAGAAAUGUCUUCGCCCAUCCCCAACAAGCCUUCUUGUCGCUAGCCUGGCUUUGGUAGAUUUCCUGGUCGGGAGCGCCCUGGAGCCGACAGAUGCUUAUUAUAAUCUGUCGAUAGCCUUUGGAAAGAAAUCCUCUAUAAACAGAAAAGACAUGCAGAGUGCCACAGCAUAUCUACUUCUCUGCUCCAUGCUUCUCUUAAUGCUGCUAACGUUCGACCGACAUACAGCAGUGUCGCGACCAAUCCAGUACUCUCAAAGAAUCACCAAGAAAAAAGUUUAUUUCAGCGUUGUCUUUGUGUGCAGUUACUGUGCCUUGCUCAUCUUUGUAAUACGGAACUGGGGAGAAGCGUUCAGAAAUGAGGUCUUCUGUGGUCACGUCGAUUUAGUUUUGGUCAUCACAACCGCCCUCUUCGGCCAUAUCGUCUAUUCGCUUCGACGACAAACAAGCAAGUUGAAACGACUGAGUGUAAAUUCAGACGACGUUUUUGUUGUCCAAGCGUCGGAGCGUGAAAGGAAAGUAACACUGACGCUCGCUUUCAUGCUCGUGGUAUUCCUCGCGUGUACCAUGCCCUGGUUUCUGAUGAUGCAGAUUUUUGACUACUGCAAACUUUGUCAGAAAAAUUGGUGGGUCUUGAAACUGUUGUUUAUUUUGUUUCAGGCCAAUUGCGCUUUCAAUCCAUUUUUGUGCACUCUCCGCCUUCCGCGUUACAAAGUGGCGCUAAAAUGUAUCUUGGCGCGAUGCGCAUUUUCCCGCCGUUUUAGUCCUUCAUGGCGAUACAGGCGAGCUUAUCAGCUUAAAAAACGCUUUUCCAACACUGCGAACCUGCAAGGAAGUGGAAAAAAGGAAUCUUCCAGUUCGAGUGUUGCUUUAGCGCCCGUUUUGACACAGUAUCAACUAAGAAGCUAAAGAAAACCAUUAUAAAAUUGUAUAUAUAUAAAAAAUUAAACCCCAGGCGUUAGUUUCUGUAAUGGUUUUAUAGUGUUUAGAAAUUAGAAUUUGUUUCGUGGGAGUUGCCGUUUCAUGCGAUCUGACAGUAGCCAGGGGUUCCUAACCAGAUCAAUUAGUCAAGCUGGCACACUUAUCAAGCAAUCUCAACUUAAAAAUACUGCUGUAGUGUUAAUUUGAAUACAAAUCGAAAGGUGGAGAUCUCAUCUUUAAUUAAUUAUUGUGGAUAGUUUUGAUGACGUACAAAUGAAGCCAGCUAUCUUGAAAUCGUAGGAUUCAGAGAUGUUGAGAUUUAUAUUUAUAACCCGAUAGUAUGUGACUGAAAAUAUAUUUCCAAGGGAAAGUGAUUUGAUUUCAAGAUUUUACUGUACAGCUUUUAACCCAACGAUAUGUAUAACGUUAGUUUUGGGGAAAAUAAUUAAAUUCAGCGGACAAAAGUUUAAUUGCAAGGCCAAAAGACCGUUGUGGCUUGCAUGAAUAAUAAAGCUCGACCCAACGGUGAUGUUUUCGACUUAUUUAUUCUAAUGAAACGGAGACUAUUGUUAAAAAUAGACAGAAUCUUUAAUUGCACAUAUGUAUGGAUUCCUGUUUCCGGAUUUUACCAAAAAUAUAUUGUUACUUCUACAUAAACCAAAAUUUUGCUUUUACAGGAAAAUGUAAUGUAAAGAAAGCUUAAUUUAAAGGAAACCACAAACGUUAUGAAACCAA
This is a messenger RNA of Orbicella faveolata, 3333 nucleotides long. Its product is annotated as trace amine-associated receptor 1-like. Gene Ontology annotation, molecular function: G protein-coupled receptor activity. Gene Ontology annotation, biological process: G protein-coupled receptor signaling pathway. Gene Ontology annotation, cellular component: plasma membrane. NCBI's taxonomy places the organism in Eukaryota, Metazoa, Cnidaria, Anthozoa, Scleractinia, Merulinidae. The record is from RefSeq and is a predicted model, not a curated record.